Oryzias melastigma (Indian medaka) is the source of this 561-nucleotide messenger RNA. It is a transcript of the gene rpl32, whose product is annotated as ribosomal protein L32. Gene Ontology annotation, biological process: translation. Gene Ontology annotation, cellular component: ribosome; cytosolic large ribosomal subunit. Gene Ontology annotation, molecular function: structural constituent of ribosome. The record is from RefSeq and is a predicted model, not a curated record. The coding region runs from base 119 to 526 and encodes 135 amino acids. NCBI's taxonomy places the organism in Eukaryota, Metazoa, Chordata, Actinopteri, Beloniformes, Adrianichthyidae. The transcript is spliced from 4 exons.
AAGUUCAAGAAGAAUCAUGCAACUGCAAUACCCAUAAGGCAUUGCUGUAACCGCGGAAGUCCUUUUCUUUCCUUCCGCCGAAGCUGAAGUCCCUUUUGGGUUUUCAUCGGCGGUCAUCAUGGCUGCCCUCCGACCCCUAACGAAACCCAAGCUUGUCAAAAAAAGAACCAAAAAGUUUAUACGUCACCAGUCUGACAGAUACGUUAAGAUCAAGCAAAACUGGCGUAAACCCAGAGGAAUUGACAACAGGGUCCGCAGAAGGUUCAAGGGCCAGAUGUUGAUGCCCAACAUUGGUUAUGGUAGCAACAAAAAGACCAAGUUCAUUUUGCCAACCGGCUUCAAGAAGUUUUUGGUGCACAAUGUCAAAGAGCUCGAAGUCCUGAUGAUGAGCAACAAGACUCACUGUGCAGAAAUCGCCCACAACGUCUCCUCCAAAAACAGGAAGUUGAUUGUGGAAAGGGCUGCUCAGCUGGCAAUUAAGAUCACCAAUCCAAACGCCAGGCUCAGGAGUGAAGAAAAUGAAUAAACUUUUGAUUCAAAAUAAAGUUCCUCUACAAAACC